Molecule: messenger RNA, 1743 nt
Organism: Culex pipiens pallens (northern house mosquito)
Lineage: Eukaryota; Metazoa; Arthropoda; Insecta; Diptera; Culicidae
Product: enolase-like
Biological process (GO): glycolytic process
Cellular component (GO): phosphopyruvate hydratase complex
Molecular function (GO): phosphopyruvate hydratase activity; magnesium ion binding
Source: RefSeq, a predicted model, not a curated record
AUGUCAAAAAUCAUCAAAUUUGCGAUCAACUUUGCAAGUCGUGUUUCGAUCGGAAGUGUUAACCCCGUUUUCCCGCAACAGAAGGCGGUGGAGAACAUCAAAAAGUUGAUCGCGCCAGCCGUCACGUCCGGCCUGUGCGUGACCCAGCAGAAGGAGAUCGAUGAGCUGAUGCUGAUGUUGGAUGAAACCGGAAACAAGUCGAAGCUCGGUGCCAACGCCAUCCUGGGAGUCUCGCUGGCCGUGUGCAAGGCUGGUGACGCCAAGAAGGGUAUUCCGCUGUGCAAGCACAUCGCUGAGCUGUCCGGAAACGGUGACAUCAUCCUGCCGGAGCCGGCCUUCAACGUGAUCAACGGUGGCAGCCACGCUGGUAACAAACUGGCCAUGCAGGAGUUCAUGAUCCUGCCGACCGGUGCGUCGUCCUUCACCGAGGCCAUGAAGAUCGGCACGGAGGUGUACCACCACCUGAAAAACGUCAUCAAGGCAAUGUUCGGUCUGGACGCGACCACCGUCGGUGAUGAGGUUGGCUUCGCGCCCAACAUUUUGGAGCACAAGGAAGCGCUAAACCUGAUCUAGGAUGCCAUCGCCAAGGCCGGAUACACCGGAAAGGUUGAGAUUGGCGUGGACGUCGCUGCGUCCGAGUUUCACAAGGACGGCAAGUACGAUCUGGACUUCAAGAACCCCAAGUCUGACAAGAGCGCCUGGCUGUCGUCGGACUUCCUCGAAGACAUGUACCACUGCUUCAUCAAGGACUUCCCAAUCGUCAGCCUUGAGGAUCCCUUCCACCAGGAUCACUGGAGCGCCUCGACGAAGAUCACCGCCAACAUUCGCCUACACCACGAUCCAGAUCGAAAAUGCAGAGUGUGUACGAAUAAACGCACACACACGCACAGACAUUUGUUCAUCAACGGUGGCAGCCACGCUGGUAACAAACUGGCCAUGCAGGAGUUCAUGAUCCUGCCGACCGGUGCGUCGUCCUUCACCGAGGCCAUGAAGAUCGGCACGGAGGUGUACCACCACCUGAAAAACGUCAUCAAGGCAAUGUUCGGUCUGGACGCGACCACCGUCGGUGAUGAGGUUGGCUUCGCGCCCAACAUUUUGGAGCACAAGGAAGCGCUAAACCUGAUCUAGGAUGCCAUCGCCAAGGCCGGAUACACCGGAAAGGUUGAGAUUGGCGUGGACGUCGCUGCGUCCGAGUUUCACAAGGACGGCAAGUACGAUCUGGACUUCAAGAACCCCAAGUCUGACAAGAGCGCCUGGCUGUCGUCGGACUUCCUCGAAGACAUGUACCACUGCUUCAUCAAGGACUUCCCAAUCGUCAGCCUUGAGGAUCCCUUCCACCAGGAUCACUGGAGCGCCUCGACGAAGAUCACCGCCAACAUUCGCCUACACCACGAUCCAGAUCGAAAAUGCAGAGUGUGUACGAAUAAACGCACGGCAGCGGCGUGGAAGAAGCACUGGCACGACGAUCGCCAUGAAGGCCACGAUGAGUUACGUGCCGGAUUUGUCCUCACUACGAACCGGUGCUCGAGAGUUGCUUCAAGGGUUCCAGUUGCAAGCUGCUGUACGUGGCCAAAGAUCCGGACUGGUGGACCCGCGACCAGACGCUACACAAGGAACGAGGCCAAGGUCGGUUUUGUGGUGCACAUGAUUCCGGCGGACAUCGUCAUCGUGGAGAAGUUUUACGCCCAUCUGGAUGUGACGGAGAAUUCAAAAUAUGGAGACGGAUGCCAUCUGUACAUCUGA